AUCUACCCGUCACAAUUUUUAAUAAGAACUUUUUGCUGUUUCUACCGAUACCGACUGACGGCUGGCUGUUCCACUGAUAAACUUUACUUGAUAAUUCUCUUCCUUCCUGUUAAAACAAAAAAUCGAAAAAUAAACCACAACAAAGAAACCAUGCUAUUCAAUUUGUAAAACGAAUAGAACACCACAAAUCUCUCAUUCAUCCAUAUUUUCUUCGGUUCAAUUUCUUUGAUAUUCACAACUCAAAUGGAAUUCGCUGAUCUCAUAAAAACUCCAAAACUCGAUGGUGUUCUAUUGCAUGACCAUUUACAUGCAACAGUUGAGGGAACUCUAUGCAUUACAGGUCACCAUUUACUGUUAAGUGCUCGACAAGAGAAUAGUCAAGAAUUAUGGCUACUUCACAAAAAUAUCGAUUGUGUAGAAAAGAAACCAUUCCUCUCAAAUAAUGUUGUUGUGGGUGGAAUAAUCACCCUCAAAUGCAAGGAUUUACGUAUAAUUUCAUUAGAAAUAAAAUACUCCAAAGAGUACUUUAAUAUUGCUUCAUCUUUGGAGCAACUCAGCUCACUGCACAACAUAGAACUAGACUAUCCGUUCUUCUAUAGACCCAUGUAUUCCAUAUUGGAAGAUGGAUUUACUAUUUUUCGACCAGAGUCGGAAUUUUCAAAAUUACUUACCGGCGACGAAUGGAGAAUCUCACAUGUUAACAAAGACUUUAGUGUGUGUUCAACAUAUGGUGCUAUCUUGAUUGUUCCAAAAUCAAUAACUGACGAACAAAUCUGUCAGUCGGGUACUUUCCGAGAUGGAGGUCGUUUUCCAAUACUUAGCUACAAACAUGACAAUGGAGCUACUCUGAUGAGAAGUUCCCAACCAAUUUCAACUCAAGGCAUCAAACGAUGUCGUGCUGAUGAAGCUAUUCUCAAUGUGGUUUUGGGACGAAGUAAAAAAGGCUUUAUUGUAGACACUUGGGGCAAGGGCAAAUCCAAUACUGAAACAGAUCAACAUUAUUCCCAGUGGAAGAAGGUUAAUCGAUCAAUUGGGAAUGUAUCAAAUCCUUCUUCCAUAUUGGACAGCUUUACAAAACUUGUUGAAGCUUGCAAUGACACAACCUGCAGUGCUGACAAAUGGCUAUCACGACUUGAAGGCAGUGGAUGGCUAGGUAUGGUUUUGAACUCAUUAAAUGCUGCCUGUGUUGUGGCUCAAUGUCUGGACCAAGAAGGUAGUCCUGUGCUUGUACAUGGCUCAAAGGGACUCGACUCAACUCUAAUUGUAACUUCAUUAGUUCAAAUUAUUUUAAAUCCCGACUGCCGAACGGUUAGAGGCCUCCAAGCCCUCAUCGAACGUGAAUGGAUACAAGCCGGUCAUCCGUUUUUCUCACGGCACAAAUACUCCUGUUAUACCCCACCACAAACACGUUUGAAAACCUCCGGAGCUACAUUUAUACUCUUCCUCGAUUGUAUAUACCAAUUGUUUUGUCAAUUCCCUUGCAGUUUUGAAUUCAGUACAAAUCUAUUAAUUUUGCUUUUCGAACAUAGUUACUUUAGCCAAUACGGGACGUUUCUUUGUGAUUCGGAGAAAGAACGUUCUGAGUAUAAAGUACAAAGUCGUACAACUAGCUUAUGGUCGUAUUUAAAUCGGCCAGAUGUUAUGAAGAGUUUAUUGAAUCCGCUGUAUGAUCCAAAUCCACAUGUUAUAUGGCCUUCGGUAGCACCAAUUAGUUUGGAAUUGUGGGAUGAACUUUAUCUAAGAUGGGUUAUGGAUCAACAAAAUAUGACAAACACCAUGGCCCAGAUACAAGAAUUGAUAACUUAUGAAAAAGAACUGAGAACAAAGGUCUUGAAGCUCCGGAAACAAGCGACUGAUUUGAAUAGAGAAGUUAUCGAUCUUAUAAGGGUCACCAAUAAUUGAUGAUAAUGCUGAAAAUCUUAACAAACAAACAUUUAAAUAAAAAGCUAAUCUCUAAAAAUUCAUAUAAACUUAUGUCAAUUUUUGACGCAUUUAUUUAUACAUAAGUAAAAUACCAACAAACUUUAUGUGGUUAAAAAUUAAAUUUAAUUAAAAUAAAAAAAAAUUGACAGGGAUCUUAUUAAUGAUCAAACAAAUAUUUUAAAAAUAA
Messenger RNA from Episyrphus balteatus (marmalade hoverfly), 2110 nucleotides. RefSeq names its product myotubularin-related protein 9. Gene Ontology annotation, biological process: negative regulation of autophagy. The transcript is spliced from 8 exons. The record is from RefSeq and is a predicted model, not a curated record. Bases 244 to 1902 code for a protein of 552 amino acids. Lineage: Eukaryota; Metazoa; Arthropoda; Insecta; Diptera; Syrphidae.